AAACUUAUAAAAUUUUAUUAAAAUUAAUAAAACUAAUUAGUGAUAUUGACUAAAUUUAUUAUCAAAUCAAACUGAUAUCACCUGGCUGACAUGUGGGUGUAUACAUUAGACUUUUUUUUUUUUUUUUUCUUUUAAGUGUAAAAGCUCAUAUUUUAUUGUUAUAAAUAGUUAGCGAGAAUGCAACAUUGUUCGCCGUGUUUUCCUCACAAUGGAUUUAUUGUUUUUCUUCUUUUCAUUACUUGUUCUUCCAUCUGCUGAUUCUCUUAACUUCAAAUUAACUCGCUUUGAUUCAGAUGUAAACAGCAUAAUUUACCGUGGGGAUGCAGAACCUGCCGCUGGUGCUGUUGAGUUAAUCUCCAGUUUCACAUACACGUGCCGUGUUGGUCGAGUCACCCAUGCUGAAAGGGUCCGCAUCUGGGACUCCAGUUCUGGCCAACUUUCCAAUUUCACAACCCAUUUCUCCUUCAUCAUCGACACCCAAGGACGUUCCGCUUAUGGCCAUGGCAUUGCAUUCUUCCUCGCUCCCGUUGGAUCUGAUAUCCCACUGAACUCCGCUGGUGGCUUCUUAGGCCUCUAUAACACUUCAACAUAUGAAAAUUCUUCUCAAAAUCAAAUGGUUCACGUGGAGUUUGAUUCUUUUUCAGAUUCAGAUUGGGAUACAGAGCCUGCAGGGCAUGUGGGGAUUAACAACAAUUCUCUUAGUUCAGCUGCGCACACUCCUUGGAAUGCUAGCUUUCAUAGUGGAGACACUGCUGAUGUGCGGAUUACUUACGACGCUAUAACCAAAAAUUUGAGCGUUUCAUGGUCUUACCAGGAAACUUCAAAUCCUCUAGAGAAUUCUAGUUUGUCUUAUAUAAUUGAUCUGAUGAAGAUUUUGCCUGAGUGGGUCAACAUUGGAUUUUCAUCUGCAACAGGUUCAUACUUAGAGAGAAAUAAACUUUUAUCUUGGGAAUUCAGCUCAACUUUGGAGGUAAAGGACACAAAUGAAAGCAUAUCAAAGAGAAUCAGAGUAAUUGUUGGUGUUGCAGUUUCAGUUUGUGUUCUAACAUUUGGGGUGAUUCUGACUUCUUGGAGGAGGAGGAAACAGGCGCUGACAAAGAAAGAUGGUGAAAAAAUAAACUUGACAUCAAUCAAUGAAGACCUUGAAAGAAGAGCUGGACCAAGAAGAUUUUCUUAUGAAGAGCUUGUUUCAGCUACCAACAACUUCUCAAAUGAGAGAAUGUUGGGAAAAGGAGGGUUUGGUGCUGUUUAUAAAGGAUACUUGGUUGAAAUGGAUUUGGCAAUUGCUGUGAAGAAAAUUUCAAGGGGAUCCAAACAAGGUAGAAAGGAGUACGUUACUGAGGUCAAAACCAUUGGCCUGUUGAGACACAGGAAUUUAGUGCAACUCUUGGGCUGGUGCCAUGAAAAUGGUGAGUUUCUACUUGUUUAUGAAUUCAUGCCAAAGGGUAGCCUUGAUGCUCACCUCUUUAGCAAGAAGAGUCCUCUUAACUGGGCUGCGAGGUACAAGAUAUCUCUUGGCUUAGCCUCAGCGUUGCUCUAUCUUCAUGAAGAGUGGGAUCAAUGUGUGGUUCACCGAGAUGUGAAGUCAAGCAAUGUAAUGCUAGACGCAAAUUUUAACGCCAAGCUUGGUGACUUUGGGUUAGCUAAGUUGACGGACCAUGAGCUUGGUCCCCAGACAACUGGGUUGGCAGGAACUCUAGGCUACAUGGCUCCAGAAUACAUAACCACAAGAAGGGCUAGCAAAGAAUCUGAUGUGUAUAGCUAUGGAGUGGUUGCUUUAGAGAUUGGAAGUGGAAGGAGAGCAAUUGAUCACAUUGAAGAGGAGCACGAGAUGAGUUUGUUGGAGUGGAUUUGGGAACUUUAUGGAAGAAACAAGCUUCAUGUAGCCAUUGAUAAGAGCCUUCACAUGGAUUAUGACCAGAAACAGAUUGAGUGCUUGAUGAUCGUCGGAUUAUGGUGCACUCAUCCUGAUCACCAUUUGAGGCCAUCAAUAAGACAAGCUAUUCAAGUUCUAAAUUUUGAGGCCCCAGUCCCAAAUCUGCCGGCGAAGAUGCCAGUGCCCAUGUACUCUGUACAGGUCAAUAAUGCCAACUCAGGCGAAGCCUUCAUAACUAAUUCCAGCAUAGCGUUAGGCCGUUGAACGCCGUGGAUUUUGUCUUAUUAAACUCUCUUUUUUUUAUGCAUCUUGUAUUGUUGAAGAGAAUAAACAACUUUCUCGCUGCAGAAAUCUUAAACAUUCAGGUGAAAUAGCCCUUUUCGGAGCUUUAAUUAGGACAUCUUUGAUCAAAUCCUUGGAUUUAAUAAAUUGUUCAUGUCAUGUGUGUGUGUCUAUGUCUGUGUCUGUAUUUUGGAUGUGUAACAUGUUUUUACUAGGAAUCUUUGUUACAAUUGU
Molecule: messenger RNA, 2392 nt
Organism: Manihot esculenta (cassava)
Lineage: Eukaryota; Viridiplantae; Streptophyta; Magnoliopsida; Malpighiales; Euphorbiaceae
Product: L-type lectin-domain containing receptor kinase IX.1
Exons: 1
Coding region: 209-2140 (643 amino acids)
Biological process (GO): protein phosphorylation
Cellular component (GO): plasma membrane
Molecular function (GO): protein kinase activity; carbohydrate binding; ATP binding
Source: RefSeq, a predicted model, not a curated record